Molecule: messenger RNA, 1233 nt
Organism: Cryptomeria japonica (Japanese cedar)
Lineage: Eukaryota; Viridiplantae; Streptophyta; Pinopsida; Cupressales; Cupressaceae
Exons: 3
Coding region: 1-1233 (410 amino acids)
Cellular component (GO): plasma membrane
Molecular function (GO): protein phosphatase regulator activity; protein phosphatase 1 binding
Source: RefSeq, a predicted model, not a curated record
AUGAACAAAAAGCUGUACGAAGCAGCCAAAUCAGGGAACAUACAAGUUCUUAAUGAGUUUGGGCGGUUGCAAGGCGUUGCGAAUAAGGUAACGCCAGGGGGAAACACUGUGCUACAUAUUGCCGCCUAUCAUGGCUCUCUUCAUUUCGUAAAAGAGUUGGUUCGACAGGCAAAUGCCAAUCCAGGUGAUGGGAUGAUAUUUUUAAAAGCUAAAAAUACGGAGGGAAAUACAGUGUUGCACGAAGCGGCAUUAGGAAGAAAGGAGGAAGUUGUGAAUGCUUUAAUGCAUUCAUGCUCAUAUUUGCUAAAUGAGAUCAAUGCAGCAGGUGAAACAGCUUUGUUUAAAGCUUGUGAGGGAGGCCAUGUCAAGAUCAUCGACAUGUUGUGUCUUCUGACAUCUAGGGAGUGCAACCGCAGAUUCGAUGGCCAAACGCCUUUACAUCUUGCAGUCUCUCAAUUGAAUAUAGAUGUAAUUGAAGUGAUUUUAGAUAAGAGACCUGAACUAGCCAGAGAAGUAGACAUUAUCAACCGAACUCCGUUGCAUAUGGCUGUGUUAUUUCAAUUUCCAGUUGGGAUAAUUCGAGUGCAUUCAAGUAAACGCAAGAACAUUAGCCUAGUUGGAAAGCUACUUAUAGAAAAUGAUAAUGAUGAGCUUUGUUACAAAGUGGACCAGAACAAGGAGUCUGCACUCCACGUUGCAGUGAAAGAGGGGAAUGCAGCAUUAGUGAAAGAGAUACUACAUCACAGCCGCGACUGUCUAGAAAUGGUAGACAAGGAUGGUAGAAAUGCCUUACAUCCGGCCGUUAGCAAUGCUAUUGAGAUAUUUCAUAGAGUUGGAGGAAAUUCUCUAAAAGCUAUAAUAUUCUCGGUAACUUCAGAAAGACUGAUAAAUUGCAUUGAUAAGAAUGGGCAAACAGCAUUGUAUAUUGCACUAGAGAAGGGGAAUGAAGACCCACAUCUUUAUAGGAGCAUCAUAACAUAUUUACAUAGAUGUGGUGGUGUAAAGAAGAUAUUUGAUACGGGCUCAACAACCAUCCUAACAACUAAGGCCAUAAGUUGGAACCCAGAUGUCAUAUCUGUGAGUGCAGUCCUAAUUGCCACUGUUGCUUUUGCAGCUGCUUUCACUAUACCAGGAGGUACUGACACCCAAGGGCAGGGCCCACCAGCCCCUAUAUUGGUCCGUACUUAUCUCUUCAAGCUAUUUGUGAUCUUUGACACACUGGCCCUUUGUUAG